Kwoniella mangroviensis CBS 8507 is the source of this 258-nucleotide messenger RNA. RefSeq lists its product as uncharacterized. Bases 1 to 258 code for a protein of 85 amino acids. The record is from RefSeq and is a predicted model, not a curated record. The transcript has a single exon. NCBI's taxonomy places the organism in Eukaryota, Fungi, Basidiomycota, Tremellomycetes, Tremellales, Cryptococcaceae.
AUGUCCAUGUUCUCUUCCUUCUCGUUCAAAUCGCUCGAUGAGUCACCCAAACCACGUACCAUACAUCAGGAAGACCCAACCGGUCCAUAUUCAAUCGAAGAAGACGUUUUCGAUCAAGAUCACGGAUUUGACUCUUACCAUUCUUUGAGCGGGCUCGGCUCAGACAGACAAAGUAGAAGUAGUCUGACUGCUUUGGCUGAAGACGACGAGGAAGAAGAAGUUGAUAGGAAAGACGUGAGUUUAGGUGAUGUCAUUUGA